This is a messenger RNA of Syngnathus acus (greater pipefish), 3451 nucleotides long. RefSeq names its product cdkn1a interacting zinc finger protein 1a (gene ciz1a). The transcript has 15 exons. The coding region runs from base 182 to 2182 and encodes 666 amino acids. NCBI's taxonomy places the organism in Eukaryota, Metazoa, Chordata, Actinopteri, Syngnathiformes, Syngnathidae. Gene Ontology annotation, molecular function: nucleic acid binding; zinc ion binding. The record is from RefSeq and is a predicted model, not a curated record. Gene Ontology annotation, cellular component: nucleus.
UAAAGCCCAGUCGAAGAACAGAUCUUACAGCUGUAUAGGCAGCCGCAUUGAGGUCGCAAUUACGGUGCUGUUUUCUUUCAAUGCUAUAGUUAACAUUCAUCGUUGUUUCGUCGUCUUGUCUGACUAUUUAGAAGAAGCUCUGAUAAUCUUUUGACGUAAAGGAAGGCAACCGGAGCUCGCUAUGUUCAAUCCCCACACCCACCAACAGCAGCAGCAACAGCAGCAGCAAUUUCACCAGCACCUGCGGCAGCUACAACAACUUUUCCAGCAGCAGCCCCCGCCCCCGCCUCCACCGCCGCCUCCACCGCAGCAGCCGGCUCCGACUCACCAUGUCGGCCAUCACCAUCACCAGACACCGCGAGCCAUCCCCGUGCCUUCACAUACCACGCCUCCUCCUCCUAGAAUGGUCAACCUGUGCCAGGCAUCCCAGACCACCAUAAUCAGCCCCAAUCCCAUGCUGCAGGGAGCCUUAAUGAUGCAGCAAAUGCAGGGUAACAUGCGGGGCUUUGGGAUGGCCGGACAGCAAUUCCGUCAAUUCUUCACAGCGGCAAACAGGUCUCUGUUGGGGCCGGUUCCAAUUGGCAUGGCGAUGAAGUCACCCGUCAUGGGUUUCCCCGCUCCUGCUUGGUCCUACCACCCUCACCCGCGCUACUACAAUAAUGCCAUACACGCCACCAACGCGGCCGUCGCCAGCGCAGCCACCACCACUAGUGCGGCCACCGCCUCUUUGGUUACCACUACCAGCACGGACAAGAAGAGUGAUAGCGAGCAGAUGGCGGAUGAAAAUACAGCUGAGAUUGCAGGAGUAAGCAAGGCCGGGGAGACUGAAACAGAUGAUGUUGCGGAAUGGGCGGAGGGAACUGAGCAGAGCUUUGAGGAACAUCUUGAAGAACCUACGUCAAAGAGGCAGAGAAUGGAAGAAGGAUCAGAAGAACCUCAAGAGGAUGCCGUUCUCACCACUGCAGAUUCUGAUGGCAAUAUUCUCUCCAUAGAAUGUAACACACAAGGCAGCCAGCUUGAUGACUGCCUCCUUCCUACACUGGGCUCAGAAAUGGAGGAUAGCCACGCCACCGAGAUGGCUGAUGGUGAGCCGUCAGACAAACAGGAAGCGGAAGGCAACGCUGCAGAAGGUGCCAACAAGUUCUACUGCUACCUCUGCACCGUCACCUGCCAUAGUCAGGAAAACUUCCGGAGUCAUAUGAACAGCGUUUCCCACCAGCAGAGGAUGAUGGAGAUUCAGCACAUGAGCAACGCCUGCCUGGUCACACUGCUGCCGCGACUGCACGAGACCCUACAGGGGACCAGUAAAGACGGAGACAAAAAAGUAGACAGGCAGCGUUGGUGUGGAACCUGCUGCGCUCACUACUCCACCAGCAUCUCGGACCAUCGGCGCACAGCGGAGCACAAAGUUGCGAGCCGAGCGGUUGUGUCAUCCUGCAGCCUCUGCAAGAAACACUUCAGGAGCUCCAAGAUAUUUGUGGCUCACUUGCAGUCCCAGGAACACCGUCAAAGAUUAGAGAAGCUUCAGGAGAACGAGAGCUCUGGCACCUCAUCCAAGCUGCUGGACAUCGACGGCUUUGAGAUGGAAGAAGAAAAGGACGUGGUGGAUGACCGACCUGACUCGGAUGAAGAAGACUCCCCUGAGACCCAGGAUGGAUCGAGCUCGUGUAGAGAGGUGACGCUACAGGACAUGACGAGUGACGAGCAGUAUGAAGCCGACACGGUCUACGGGUCCAGCUUCUUUGUGCCAGUGGCUGGUUUCAUCUGCCGACUCUGCAACAAAUUCUACCAUUUUGACUCGUCGGCUUUACACACACACUGCAAGUCCCUCAAGCACUUUGAAAACCUCAAGAGACACAAAGAAUCGUUGGCUGAAAAAUGUGACAACACUGAAAACAGCAACCACGGGAUUUUGACGGGACCACCCACAGACUCCCCGGGAGAAGAUAGCGGAGGGUCAGUUUCAAAUAUCAGCAGUUCACUCGGGACAGAAAACCUGCUCCAGGACAAAGCAGAGGAGCCCAACACUUGUCAAGCGUCGAACGCUCCGUCCGAGCUCCUCGCUGACAGCACAGAUCCGCCAAACUCCGCUGACAACACCAAUGAAGAAGACGACGAGGAAAAUGCUUUGCAGAAGCCUAACAUUAGACGGAGGUCCAAAAGAGCCAGUAACAGACGUUGAACAGUAACAGACGUUGAACGAUGGGUGAGAGACUUUUUUUUUUUUUUCCUCUCCAUCAAGUUUCAAAUUCAAUGGCGUAUGACAAGAAAGUUGGACAGCACAAUUACAAGGUGAGACAAAUUAGCCCAAACCCAUUGAGAUAUUAAAAUAUUAAACAUAUGUUUAGGACAUUUGUUUUAGUCACACCUUAAAGGGGGCCUUCCAGCAUAAUUUUUCCCUGUGCUUUAUACCGGUUUAUUUUAUUUUUUUAAUCAGACUAAAGUGUACAUUUAGAAGCAGCUGAGGAACAGCUCCAUCCCUACUGCAGUGCACUCUGAAGUAUAUUUGUAGCAUAAGUGAAUAAUGUGCCAAACACAGCAUAAUUCUGGACCGACCGCUGAAUUGAAUUCUAACAAAGUGAAAUGAAGCCACACUGAAGAGAGGCAGCCAAAAACUACUCACAUUGAUGCAGCCAUCACUUGUGAAAAGCUGUUUUUUUUUAGAUUAAAUUGAGCACAACGCGCACCGCAUCUGACUUCACUGAACGACUUCUUUUCUCCUCCAUUUUUUUGUUUGCCAAGCAAUUAUUUUAUUUUUGGGCUAUAGUUUUAUUUACUUUAUUUUGGUUUUAUCAUGUGACCCGUUUGAAGGCUAAAUGCCUCUUCUACAAGACCUCAAAUAGAGAUUGGAAGCUUUCAUUGAAGUCAGGUACGAUUUACAGACUUUGAAACCAGCCUCUCGCGAACAAGCUAAAGCCACCGAAAUGCCAUUUGCUGUAAAACUGAGACGACCGCUUCAUCGUUUGAAAUCAAGGCUGCUCGAAUGUCAUGGUGUGUUUUCACGUUGGACCAUCAGUGUUUGUUAAAGACAUUUUGCUAACACGUUCCUGUGGACGUUUUAAGUGAUGUGUUGAUAUUUGGUGGAAGAAGAAAAAAAAAAAAAAGUUUAACACAGUUUCUUUCAAGCAAACAUGUUUUGUUUAUUUUGGCUUCAUUUUUUUUUUAUUAUUCUGUUCUUAAGGUUCUAAUGCAUCACUUCAUCCUCAACUGUCCCACAAACAUUUCAUCCUCAUUUAUGGUUAUUUAGAGUCAUCAAGUCUUGCUCACACAUGUAGCAAAGCUUGACAUCACCAUGGUGACUUAGCACAUGACUAGCAAAAGGGUUUUUUGUUUGUUUCUCAAGACUGUGUUUUUAUUCAGCUACUGACAAAAGUGAAAUCAAGACUUAAUGUUUUCUAAAAUGUAUUUUUCCCGAUGUCAUUUUAAUUUAUAUUAAAACAGCCCAACAAUU